Messenger RNA from Acanthoscelides obtectus, 4928 nucleotides. The record is from the annotation of a GenBank genome assembly. NCBI's taxonomy places the organism in Eukaryota, Metazoa, Arthropoda, Insecta, Coleoptera, Chrysomelidae.
GUAACAAUUGACAACUGUUUGUAGGUUUGUAGGGCGUUCAAAAUGCAGAAAGCUUCCAACAGUUUAGCAGAAUGGAUCAAAGUAGGCCACAUCAACGAUCUAUGCUUCAUCUGGAAAGAUGUAAUUUGCUACCAUUCCGGCUGCUACAUCCACUUCAUCAAUCUGUCCAAUGGGGAAGAACUGAUACACUCGGCGACAAACCAUAACAAAAACGGUGACGGAAUCGCUGCCGUAACGGGCCACCGGACCAUGUACACUUUCGCGUAUGCGGAUAAUUGCAAUUCCCCGAAAGUUUUUAUUAAGGCUUACCCGGGAUGCGAGGUGGUUUGUCAGUUUACAGAUGGUGUUGCAGAAGGAUACAGCUCGAUGACAUUUUCUGAAACAUCUCUACUGAUAGCACUUGGCAAUCUACCGAACUUUUCGAUCACUAUUUGGAAUUGGCGUAGUCAAGAAAAGUUUGCUGAUCUACCCAAUAGCGGGAUAUUUGUUGAUAGACAAAUAUUAAGAUGCAGCUGGGGAAAACCGCCAAAUAUGUUGCAACUAGGUAGAGGUGGAUGGAAACUGUGCGUUUGGGAUCUCUACACCUGUUGCAAGAAGACAGUUCUAGCUAAGCAUGUCGUUAAGAUCCCCGAUCUUAAGAAAACUGCUAAGUUUAGCGACAUCCUUUGGACCACAGAGGGAGCUGCGCUUGUUGUUGAUAUGCGUGCCAACAUUUACAAUGUUGAUCGCGAUUUCGCUAUUGAAAGAAUAAUAGAUGCCGAGAUCGAGGGUGAUUAUGAUCCAUCAUUGAACUGGUAUAAAGGAGGGAUGACAGUUUCUGGACCAAAUAAGGAGAUCAGACAUUACAAAAAGUCAGACACAUGGGUCUGCGACUGGACGAUCCCUUUACCCUGGGGAUUGAAGCAAGUCAUAUGCAACAAAUUCGAUUUUCUAGUGGCUUGCACAGAGAACGAUGACCUAGUCAAAAUAAGCAACGAUGGAAUUUCGUUUCUGAAAGACGAUGAAAGCAAUAUCAAUGAAAUCUGCCUCAUCUAUCCUGUUGGGAAAUAUGUUGUCGCUCUACGACAUGAAAAAAUAUUGUGUAUAUAUCAAGUGACCAGUGGAGAACUGGUAGGCAAGAUUGAACUUAGCAGGCGAUCUAUCUGCAUGGUGGAAAAUCCCCAAUUUCCUUAUGUAGCAAUUGGAUCUGAGGAUGGAUACAUAGACCUUAUAUCGCUUUAUAAUGAACAGAAGCCGAAGAAAAUGGCCACUUUUCAUUUGUGUUCCAAACCUAUACAAAAGAUGUACUUCUUCGAGCAAGGAAUGAUUUUAGUUGGCGCCAAUCUGGACGAAGGACAUUUUUUUAUCAUUGAGGGGUUUCCUGGUACUCAAAUGAAAGUUGUAGCAAACGUUACCGCAGAAAGACAGAUUGUCGACUUCAUGCUAGUAGCAUCAAGAGCUUGCCAUAGAUUGUUCGCCAUUCCUGUCACAGCUAACAUAUUGGCUGGUAACAAAAUUCUCAGGUUCUGCGUCCUUGCCAAGGAAGAGAUCAAUGUCAAAGAGUACGAAAUAGAAGGGGAUGCGUUGUAUCAUCGAUUGAUACCAAUGUCAGAUAGCAACAGGGAUAGAAUCUUCUACGCUUUGCCUUGUAAAGGCAGGACCAUUCAUAUCUUAGAAACGAAAAGAGGGGAUCCAAUGGCCAAAUUAGCAGGCGACAUCAAGACAGGUCACCAGCUGCGUAAAUUCCAACUAUCAAUAAACCAACACCAUGCUGUCACUUGGAGCUUUGAUGGUUUUGUAAUAGUUCGCACCGCAGAUUUUGAAGAUUGUAUUGGAUGGUGUAUACCUCACCAUCGAUAUGAGGGUGGAAUUUUGAAGGCAUAUGUGGACCCGCUAGAGACAUACGUUAUCACACUUGGUAGGAGUAAUGUGAUGGCGUGUACAAAAUUGACAGAUGAACCUCCCGAUGAAGAUCGAAGAGCUGAAUUGGAAGAACUAAUGAAAUCGCAAAGAUAUCAGCUAAUGUUCAAAAGAAUGACUUUAGGAUUCUUGCCCGAUGGUCGUUUCGAGGGUAAAUCCUGGAUUGAAGUCGAAGAAAUACUGAGAAUCGAAAAAGAAAAACAACUAUGUAGAGUUGAAAGAAAACGCAUCAUGGACGAAUUCCUCAGCAUAAAAAGAACUCUUAACGACCUCGUAACUCAAAACCUAGAAGGGCCUGAGAACGAACGAAUCGACCUGCACGAAUUCUAUCUAGACACCAGUACGUACGUCCAAAAACGAAAUAAAAAUAUAGAAGAUUGCAGAUAUAUGGAUCGUUACCUGAAAGCAUUAAUUGUUGCACAAGAUAAGGUUUCUGAUCAUAUCAUAAAGACCUAUUGGGAACCAAUGGACGUCAAAGGAAGGCUUCUCAAGGGCAUUUUUGUGAACACUAUGUGCAAUCUCUAUGUGCUGCUGCCUCCUGAUCAAGAAAGUCUUAAAAGGCUAGCUUGGAUUGAGGAACUUCGUAAAAUUGAAAAGAUUUUAGCAACACAUGAUCUGUUUGAGCCAUGGUUGUCUAUGACAAAAGAUGGAUUGGAUGAAGACAUGGGAACGCAAAUCAAACUACCUCACGAUUACGCGAGACUCACCGGAGAUGAAUACUUGGAGGAAAGCGGGUUCGCUCAACUGCCAAUUGAUACCCAAGUAGCAGUACUUGGAACAGUCUGCAUGUUAUAUGUAGAUAGAAGUUCAGCGCAUUACAGACAGGGGUUCGCCACUACGUUCUAUCAGUUUGAUCUGCAAGAAAGGCUUUGUGAGCAAGAAAUAGUUAAGCUCAAGCAAAAAUACAACGCAAGCUUCAACGCAACAAUGGAGUUGAAAGAGAAAGAAAUGGACAAUAUACGAGAAAAACAUGCUCGGCUUAGACACAUUAUAUCAGAAUACAACUAUUUUUCUAAAGAUAAAAUUUAUUUGGAUAUCGUGGACCCACAAUGGAGUCAGCAUGAGAAGCCUUGGCAGAUUAUGCAGGUUCUAGACGAGGAGUUGACUAUCACUCCUUACAUUAGCCCUUCUGAGCAAGCUAUUUUGGACACAAAAGCCGCUGAGGAUGAACGCAUUCGCUUAGCCAUGUUAGCGGACGAUUUCAGAGAAAGAGCACUUAUGAAGAUGAUGAAUGGGGUACUGGAGGUGAAAUGGGAGGAUGAACUGAAGAAAGACGUGCCCAAACCUAAAUGUAUGCUCGAAAAAGAUCCAGCGAAGUUCACAGAAGAAGAUUUACGCGCAGUUAAAGAUUACGAAGAAAAAGUCGCAUUUCUUAAAAGCGAAAGAGAAAGAUACAAGAAUAUACUGGAUGGUGAAUUCUCAAAAACAGCCGUCUCUGUAAGGGACAGUAUACGAAAAUUCAAUCAGAAGGUCAAAGAAACUGUAGAAUACAAAAUGGUAAUUGAUUCAGGAAUGAAUCACGAAUCUUUGAGAGUGAAUAGAUCCAGAGAUAAUGAGGAUUGUAGGAUAAGCAUAUAUGCAAAAGAAGCGGAAUGUGUGAAAACAAUAAAGGAUACAGAAGCAAUCAUGGACAGAGUUAAGGAAAGUAUUUCGGAUCUGAGUAAAGAAAUGGAUGAGUGCCGCGUUAACCUGGAAACGCUAGCGGCCAAAGAAAAAAUUUUGGAUAAGGCAUUCAAAAGAGACAUACAAGAGAUGUCACCCAUUGUACAGGAAUUUGCUAUCAAAUUGUACAAGAGGAGACCAAAACCUUUAUAUCGCUCAGCAAAUACAGGUGCGGUACUUUAUGAAUUGGCCAGAUGCAUUGUCAGUCAAGAGCGGUCUCUAUGCCUGCCUCCGGAAUGCACAGAUUUUCUCAGCGCGUUAGAUGAAAUGGACGAGUUUGCAGGUUUGCCCCCCACUAUUGAUGAGGCUACUUGGGGCAUCAUUUGUAAGCACAGGAGGUUAAGAAUUGACUAUGAAGUCAAGCUGCGGGCUGCCCAAAUGCAUAUGUCAGAUGGAGAAGCUACUUUAGCGACGUUACAAAGACGUGUUCAAUUCAAGAAAGAAAAGAUAGCCAGGGUGAAUGUUGAUAUAGCAAAAUUGAGGGCCGAAUAUCUCAAUAACAUGCAUAAUACCCAAAUGCAGAUUGUUUUAAGAAGAGGUCUGGUGGAAGUACCACUUACAGGGAGUAUAGAUGACUUUAACGAUGCCAUUUUUGUACCCAGGAAGGAAAUCGAAGAGAUAAACGCUAAAAUUCGGGAGGCAGGAAGUAAGAAACUGCAAACAAUCAUGCAAAAUAUGGCGUUCCGUAGAACCAUUAUGGCUACAGAAUGGGAACAUCAAAAGGAAAGAAUGGAAAUUAAUGAUUUGAUCGAGCAAAUAAAUGAUAUAAAGGGUGUUAAGUUCACCCGUGAGAUGCAGCAAUACGUAAAAGCGAAAGCGCGAGGGAUGAAAACCGAGGCCGACUCCUUCGAGCAAGAAAUGGAGGCUCUAACAGCCACGUACGAGAGCACGCUCAAAGACAAGCGAGACAAGCAUUCGAAGCUGGUCAGGCAGAUCAGUGCCUACAAGGAGCAUAACGCCUCUUUAGAUCAAGCGAUUCAGAAUAUUAAUAUUGAUGUAUGCUAUUUGAAGAUUCAUCAAGAUCAUGAGUUGGAAUCUAAGGAGAGAGACAUGGUUGGCACUAGAAUGAAUGCAUUGCUCCGUAGAAGCAGCCUAAUCCAGCAGAUUCAAGAAAAUCAUCAAGAAAUACUGGUCCUACAGACAGAAUUGGAAUUGUUGAGGCUGAAAACGUACCCUACAUUUGAAUACAAAGUUAUCAAUACAGAUUAAGCUUUGUGUUUAACACAAUUAUUUAUUUGAAUAUAUUGUAUGUUAAUAACAAAUUGUAAAAACGUUUCCUCAAGCCUUCUUCAUCAUAAUCAUAGGCUCAAACUAGUAAACGCCAAAUUUUAGUGAAAUAUUUUAUUUUAAUAAAAAUAAAAAAUCAA